AUGGCAUCAAAAGGAAUGAAAGUUGUAAUGAUUGGUCCAAUAAAGGUAAAAUAAUUAAAGAUUACUUUGACUUUGUACCAAUUUAAGAGUGGCAAGACUUUAAUUUCAACGUAUCUCUCGGACUCUACGGAAAAUCUAAGGAUGGAAUACAAACCUACUCAUGGUGGGUUUGGAAAUUCAUGAAAAAUCUAACAUUUAUAUUACACUACUUAUUGUUUAGGGGUACGAAUAAUCGAAUUUGAAAGUAUCGAAUUAAGUUCGGGAGAUCAGAGAAUAGAGCCCGAGGUGGAGUUGUGGGACUGCAGUGGAGACCGGAGAUACGAGACAUGUUGGCCGGCAAUGCGACGCUUUGUGGACGCUGUAAUCAUCACUUGUAAUCCCGGCGAAACGAAAGGCGACGAUCUAAUUUUGUGGUAAGUAGAGCUGUAUUCAACCGAACACAACUGAGACGAUGGCAUUUAUCAUCGGAGUAGGAAAAGGAAAACGAAAUUGGAACAUGGGAAUAUGUUGGAAAUAUAUAUAUCUUAAAUGGAAUAAUUAAAUUUACGGAAAAGGGGUCAGCCUUGGAGUCUGCGUCUUCAGAAUCCGCGGAAUCCGCGAAGAAAACGACUGCAAAAGUUUAUAGCAUGCCAUAAAGCAGAUCGAGGUAUCUUCUUCAGUUUAACGGCCUUCAGAAUCUCCGCGCGAGCGCCGUUUCUUAAUGGGCCGUUCCUCAAGAGUAGUUUUUUUGUAAUCAUGCCGCGCUUUUAAUGUUAUUAAGCAUGAAAAACCUCAAAUUUUUGAUUCGAUAGACACAAAAACAACCAUUCUGAAUCUAAUCCCAUUUUAAAUCAAGUUGACAUCCACUUAUUUACAGACGAAAAAAGAUUUUUAGAUUCCACUUCAAAGUAGAGGAAUUGAUGUUACAGCUGCAGCGAAACAUAAAAUUUGUAAUCGAGUUAAUGCGCAUUUCCACUUUUACUACCAUAAUCCGGAUACAGUUUUAACAUAACGGGGCUCUAAAAGUAAAGAUUAAAGCAAUUAGAGGGAUCCCUCUAAUUAGCCGCAAAUGUUUGUCUUGAAUAUUAUUGUAUCACAGGAUCCGUUUCCCUCCCCAAAUGGAGACCGUUCAGAGCUCUGGUCACAGUUUGAUUUCAUUCCCUAAAAGCCUAUAUACGGUCAUAAAUUACAGUCCAGUAAAGAGUGAUUUAAACAGCCUGGAGGUUCGUUCAUUUAAAGUCCUUUCUGCGCUCCCCCACCCCUCCCAUAAAAGUUAAUAAACCGUGAAGAAAUAAGAUCCGAGGACAUUCUAAUGACAUUAUUUUAGGCACAAUGAGUUUGUGCAGAAAGUCGGGCUCCGGCCUCAGCAAGCGAUUGUAUUUUUGCAUCACUCGUCAGAGAAUACGAACGAUUCAGCCAUCGCUGAUUUUAAAUUGCCUCAGGAAAUGAUGGGAAUACGAUGUGUGCCAGUAAAUGUGGAUAGGGAAGGCGACCAGCUCAGAAAAGAGUUCAGCAACUUCUUAUACAAUGUCAGCAAUGAAUAUAUAUAA
This is a messenger RNA of Bursaphelenchus xylophilus (pine wood nematode), 1529 nucleotides long. The record is from the annotation of a GenBank genome assembly. NCBI's taxonomy places the organism in Eukaryota, Metazoa, Nematoda, Chromadorea, Rhabditida, Aphelenchoididae.